GAACCCGGGUUGGGAAAUCGAUUCCGGCAAACUUUGCCCUCCGGACGGUGGAAGAGCCGAGUGUUGCCAGACGACAGAAUUCAGACAGAAGGGUCAAGUGAAAUCACAAUUGAACAAUGGCAACCUCGGAUGAAAAUUCAUCUGCUUUGGACGAUCGUCCUUCAGUGGCCACGGAUUACCAAAACCUCAGGUCCUUGGAGGAAGGAGACGAAGGUGGACCGUCCAUCUGGAGAGCUCCUCCGUUGGGCCAGUCCUCCUGGCGCCGUGUCUGCCCCACCAGCCGCCUGGUCCUGGUCCUGAUGGCUGCCUGCUCCGUCCUCACCCUUUCCGUGGUCGCCCUCGGUUUCCAAGGGGUCCAGCUCAGUUCAGAGAAAUGGGGAACCAUGGAAGCCAUCAAAAGCUUCAACCAGACAGUUUGGACAGGACUGAUGGGCCUUCGUAGCAAGAGGAACAGCACCGGAUGGAAGCUGAAGUCGCUGGAGAAGAUGCUGGCGGAUCACAACGAGAAGAUGAAGAAAGCCAACAAACUCUUCCAAGAACAGCUGGACACUUUGCAGCAAGACUCGAAAUCCUUUCACUGUGAGCUGGUUGAAAUGAGGAGCAAUGGCACCAGGAGCGGCUGCUGCCCCAAGAACUGGCUGCAGUUCCAGGAGAGCUGCUACUGGAUGUCUUCCGGGACGUUUUCUUGGGAUAACGCCAAACGCAACUGCGAGAGGAAGAAUUCGCACUUGGUGAUCUUAAACUCUCCCGAAGAGAAGAGGUUUAUAUAUCAGCGCAAGAGGAUCAGUUUCACAUGGAUUGGAUUGACAGAUGUCACUGGAGACUGGAAGUGGGUGGACGGUUCGUCCUAUACACUUAACAGAGAGGACUGGCAAGAGCACCAGCCGGACCACUGGUACGGACACAACCUCGGUGGCGGCGAAGACUGCGUCCACAUGACACACAACGGGGAAUGGAAUGACAACCACUGCUCCCGCUCGUUCUACUGGAUCUGCGAGAUGGAGCUGAAGGGCUGAGCCGACCAGGACAGGCACCAAUCGGUCACUCUCUGGCCGGACAUCUCUUUCCUCCCGUUCAUUUGUGAGAGCACCUCUGGAAUUCAUGCUCUCUGAGACUACUUACCUGUCUAUCUCUUUAUCUAUUUAUCUAUCCUCUCUCUCUCUCCUUCCUUCCUUCCUUCCUAUCAUCUCUCUCUCUCUCCUCUCUAUCAUUUAUCUAUCAUCUAUCUAUCUAUCUAUCUAUCUAUCUAUCUAUCUAUCUAUCUAUCUAUCUAUCUAUCUAUCUAUCUAUCUAUCUAUCUAACACCCAUCUAGCCAUUCUCUUUCUCUUAUCUAUCUAUCUAUCUAUCUAUCUAUCUAUCUAUCUAUCUAUCUAUCUAUCUAUCUAUCUAUCUAUCUAUCUAACACCCAUCUAGCCAUUCUCUUUCUCUUAUCUAUCUAUCUAUCUAUCUAUCUAUCUAUCUAUCUAUCUAUCUAUCUAUCUAUCUAUCUAUCUAUCUAUCUAACACCCAUCUAGCCAUUCUCUUUCUCUUAUCUAUCUAUCUAUCUAUCUAUCUAUCUAUCUAUCUAUCUGUCAUGAUCUCUAAUCUUUGACAUCGCCGGUCGGCUGACAAAGAACAGAUGCCAGCCAUAAAACCUCAAUUACCCUCUGGUAUGUGAGAGCCCCUAUAUAAAUGGGCCAAAGAGAAGGUUCUGUUAUUCUGUACAAUAAAACCUGUUGGAAUCUA
Molecule: messenger RNA, 1726 nt
Organism: Anolis carolinensis (green anole)
Lineage: Eukaryota; Metazoa; Chordata; Lepidosauria; Squamata; Anolidae
Product: asialoglycoprotein receptor 1-like
Exons: 9
Coding region: 117-1016 (299 amino acids)
Biological process (GO): biological process involved in interspecies interaction between organisms
Cellular component (GO): external side of plasma membrane
Molecular function (GO): D-mannose binding; fucose binding
Source: RefSeq, a predicted model, not a curated record